This is a messenger RNA of Microstroma glucosiphilum, 2240 nucleotides long. Its product is annotated as PLP-dependent transferase. Bases 130 to 2094 code for a protein of 654 amino acids. NCBI's taxonomy places the organism in Eukaryota, Fungi, Basidiomycota, Exobasidiomycetes, Microstromatales, Microstromataceae. Gene Ontology annotation, cellular component: cytoplasm. Gene Ontology annotation, molecular function: carboxy-lyase activity; pyridoxal phosphate binding. The transcript has a single exon. The record is from RefSeq and is a predicted model, not a curated record. Gene Ontology annotation, biological process: carboxylic acid metabolic process.
CGCCGCGCUGCCAAGGCCAUUUGCAAAAACGAGUCAUGGCCUUGCAGUAUAAUAGACGACACAAGAAAGCAAAGUAGAUACAAGUAGAGCCAGGUCAAGCUGCUGAGCAAGGGAGGAGCAUUCGUCAAGAUGCCGGCCUGCAAUGGUGGUAACGAGGUACUGGCAGCUCAGAGCCAGAAAGCACCGCUUCCCGCAUCUGCGCUUGCUGCCGACCCUGCAAGCCCCGCCGACUCCGCACAAGAAGUCCAACGGUACACUCUCAAAGCACUCGACCUACUCACAAACUGGAUCGAAAAGGGAGAAAAGGACCGAGCAGUCCCGGCAUGCAAGUGGGAGAACAGCACGCAUCUACGGAACUCUAGAGAAAAGCACAGCAGCAGCAGCAGCAGCAGCAAUGGACAGAAUGUGGGUGGUGACGUACAGCUCUCCCAGGUGCCCAUGUCAGAGGAGGCCAUCUUUGCCUUCCUCGAGCAAACGCUGGAGGACAGCGUCAAUCCCUGGACACACCGCUUCCUAGACAAGCUCUACACUAUGCCCACCACCCUUUCUCCUGCCCUCGAGUUGAUGCUCGGAGCAAUGAACGCCUCGGGCGUAGUCAGCUCUGCCUCCCCCGCCCUCUGUCUCGCAGAGGAAAAGGCUGUUGAAGGGCUGGCGCGGCUGAUUGGGUGGGAUGUCGAUAAAGUCGACGGACUCACCAUGCCAGGUGGGUCCUCGUCUAAUGUCCUGGCUGUGCAGACUGCUUUGGGCAACGCGUUCCCCUCUUUCAAAAGGCAAGGCCUCUUUGGCGUGACUGAGCACUUGAUGUCCACUGGUCGAAGUCUCAAGGCCAGCAGGCCAAUCAUUCUCACUAGUGAGCAGUCACACUACUCGAUCGAGAAGGCGGCACUCGCAUGUGGCAUGGGUCUCGAGUCUGUGCAAAAGGUCAAGUGCGACGCAAAUGGCCGUAUCAACCUCGCACAUCUGGACGAGGUCUUGGCUGGGUUUGAGGAUAGUGAAGAGACAGAUUCCAGCAGGACUGGGUUCCCUUUCUACAUCAACCUCACGGCCGGCACCACGAUAUUGGGCGCUUUUGACGAUAUCCAGGGGGCGACCGAGGUGAUCCGCAAGUGGGAGGCGAGGAGAGAGAGCAAGAACAGCAGCAGCAACGGCAGCAGCAACGGCGAUCGGUCCAGCCCUCAACUCCCCACUCCUACUAAGAUUUGGAUCCACAUAGACGCCUCCUGGGGCGGACCUGUCCUCUUCUCCUCCUCCCUACGCAAACUAAUGGACGGUGUCUGCUCCGCCGACUCUCUUACAAUCAAUCCACACAAAGUCCUCAAUAUCACGCAACAAUGCUCCUUUGCCCUCUUCCGACGCGCUUCAGACUUGACCGUCAACGUUACGGGCGCAAAGUACCUCUUCCAUGGUGCCUCCACCUCCUCCACUUCAGAUGAAGAGAAGCGUGAAUUCCUCCGCCGCAAUCCAGGAGCGAAAACAAUGGGGUGUGGUCGACGUCCUGAUGCCUUCAAGUUCUACGUCGAGUGGCUGCGCGUCUCCACCUUGGGAUUCGCAGCGCACGUAGAGCGCGGUGUGGGGUAUGCGUACAGCCUUGUCCGGUUGGUGGAGGAGAGGUAUGCUGCGACACUAGAAGUGGCAGAGGCGACCCUUGCGGGUGUGCAGACGGGUGGACUCUUCUUGCAGGUCUGCUUUAGACCACGCUUGCCGAGGGGCAUUGCAGAGCUCUUCAAGCUCGUACUUCCCGACGAAGAUGCUGAGCCGAACGGCCGUGCAGGCGUCCCCUCGCGCUCCUACUCCCUCCUCUCACACAGUACCCACGCCCUGCACGCCAAAUUGCGUGCCCUCGGCCGUUUCACAGUGGACAAGGCCCCGCUUGCAUACCCUCACGCAGACGUCGGGUACUACAUUCGGCUGGUGGCGCACCCCACCACUAGUUUGGCAUUGUACGAGGAGCUGGUGGGUGAGGUGGACCGUUUAGGGAGGGAGUACUUCGAUGAGCUUAGCGGAAAAUUGAAAUUGCGGAUGGAUGGGACGAAUGGCGUGGCGGAGGGGAAGAGGCUGAAGAGUUAUCUCGAUGAGAUUGCUGUGGAGGAGUGAAGAUGGCGAAGAGAUGACAGGCAAUGACACUAGACGUGUUGAGAAAUUGAGACAACGCAUGUUGUAUUAGUGGUGCUAAUGAGACAGUGAAAGCGUAGCUGAAGCUGGAAGCAAUUACAAAAGAUUCUGAUUCCUCCCUUCUCUGC